AUGGGCCAGGAAGCUACCCCUCCGGUCCCGGAGGGCAUCUUUUCCCUUCUGGAUACCGAUCUCUACAAGCUGACAAUGCAAUGCGCGAUCCUGAAGUACUUCCCUGAUGUUUAUGUGACCUACGGCUUCACGAAUCGCACCCCGCACAUGAGAUUGCGACGCGCGGCCUAUAAAUGGCUUCUGAGGCAGAUGGACAAGCUUCCCAAUGUCCGUGUCACCGCCGAAGAACGCGCAUUCCUCAGGCGCAAGUGUCCCUACCUUAACGACGACUACAUUACCUUCCUCGAGACCUUCCACCUCAAGCCCGCCGAACAAGUCGAGAUCAAGUUCACCCCCACGCAAGACACAGGAAGCGACGAUGAUGAGGGCAAUGUGGAAUACGUCAUCAAGGGACUAUGGCUUGACACGAUCCUCUACGAGAUUCCCCUGUUGGCUUUGACCAGCCAGGCCUACUUCAUGUUUAGCGAUACCGAGUGGGACUAUGAGCAGCAAGAGGAGAAGGCAUUCCGGAAGGGAUGCACUCUGCUGGAAAACGGCUGUGUGAUCUCCGAAUUCGGCACUCGCCGCCGUCGCGACUACCACACUCAGGAUUUGGUCAUGCAAGGACUCUGUCGCGCUGCUGCUGAGGGCAAGAAGCAUGACUGGAAGGGCGCUUUAACUGGCACAAGCAAUGUGCACUUUGCGAUGAAGUACGACACCAACGCUGUGGGUACUGUCGCCCACGAGUGGUAUAUGACCAUUGCGGCCAUCACGGACGACUACGAGAAUGCCAAUGAAUUGGCUUUGCAAUACUGGCUUGGAUGCUUCGGAGAGGGAGUUCUCGGCAUCGCCCUUACCGAUACCUUCGGAACACCUGCGUUCCUGAAGGCCUUCCGCAAGCCCAUCUCAGCACCUGUCGCCGAUCCCACCGCCUCAGCCACCAGCGGCGAGGACCGGACCUUCGCGGAUGUCUAUACUGGUGUUCGUCAAGACUCCGGUGACCCGACCUACUUCGUCAAGAUGGUUCGUGAGUUCUACGACCGCGAAGGAAUCACGGACAAGAAAGUCGUCGUCUUCUCCGACUCCCUGGAUAUCGCACACUGCCUGGAGUACAAGUCCAUCGCCGAGGAAGCCGGUUUCAACCCUACUUUCGGCGUGGGAACCUUCUUCACCAACGACUACGUGAACAAGUCAACCGGAGAAAAGUCCAAGCCUCUGAACAUCGUUAUCAAAAUCUCCACCGCCAACGGCCGACCAGCCGUCAAGCUUAGCGAUAACCUGGGCAAGAAUACCGGUGAUCAGGAGAAGGUCCAGGAAGUCAAGAAGAAGCUCGGUUACAUCGAGCAGGAGUGGAAGGAGGGCGACGAGAGCAAUCGUUGGACCAAGAAAUGA
Molecule: messenger RNA, 1371 nt
Organism: Penicillium argentinense
Lineage: Eukaryota; Fungi; Ascomycota; Eurotiomycetes; Eurotiales; Aspergillaceae
Product: nicotinate phosphoribosyltransferase
Exons: 5
Coding region: 1-1371 (456 amino acids)
Biological process (GO): NAD+ biosynthetic process
Molecular function (GO): nicotinate phosphoribosyltransferase activity
Source: RefSeq, a predicted model, not a curated record